Messenger RNA from Penicillium oxalicum, 792 nucleotides. RefSeq lists its product as uncharacterized. The transcript has a single exon. The coding region runs from base 1 to 792 and encodes 263 amino acids. The record is from RefSeq and is a predicted model, not a curated record. Gene Ontology annotation, biological process: transcription by RNA polymerase II. Gene Ontology annotation, cellular component: nucleus. Lineage: Eukaryota; Fungi; Ascomycota; Eurotiomycetes; Eurotiales; Aspergillaceae.
AUGGCCUUUCGAGGUGAACGGUUCAUGGUUGAUCUGGACGAUGACACUGUCACCAUCCCCAGUGAUCCCGCCCCCUCACCCUUCUCGUUGAUCGGGGAGAUUCGUGAGCGAGCACCUACCGCGGCUACACCACCGGCUCCAGCACCACCUUCGUCCACCUCUUCAACCGGAUUUCCCGCGCAUCGCCGCCGCACCAAGACUCCGUCCUUUAAGGAACGACGAGCUGGCCAGAAAGCGACCCCUCAGGCCAACGAUGUCUCGUCAAAUACACCACCCACUCUGCAGGAUGACAAGCGAGCCAUCGCAGAAGAGAACAAACGUCAUCUGGCAUCAAUGUCAGAAGCGCAGAUUCAGAAGGAGCGGGAAGAGUUGAUGGAAUCGAUGGAUCCUGCGCUUUUGGAAAGAUUCCUCCGUCGAGCUCGGAUCGAUGAUGAAGCAAACACCGGCGCUGGAGCGACGCCAGCGACGCCGACACAAGAGGAUUCAUCCGAGCCCGCAACCAAGUCUGCAGGACACUCAGCUUCUACAAAAUCUUCCAAAUCCGUUUCCUUCGAUAUAUCCCUAUCGGAAUCUACAAAGGGCAGACAAGCCGACGUCAUCAUCCCUCAAAAUCCAUCAUCUUCACUCAAAGGACCCGCCAACGACGAUCGUCCACCUCUCCAACCGCCAAAAGACCUGCGACCUGCCUCUGAAAAACCCCCAUCAUGGAUCCCGCCGUCAUUGAAACUUUCCACUUUCCUCGCCCCAAACAACCGAUGCCAGUUCUCGACCCUUCUUCCCCAGAUUUCCUAA